GAGAACAAAGAGAGACAAGAGAGAGAAGAAAAAGGGAGGGAGGGAUCAAGAUUUGGGGUGUUCUUACAUCCAAAAAACGUUUCUUGAUUCUCUCCUCUUCGAAACCUUUCCAUCUUCAUUCAAUUUGACCCUUUUUAAUUUGUUCUUGAAAAGAUCUUUCCUUUGUCAAUCAACAUGCUUCCCGCAGGGGCAGCAUUGAGGAUCUCCAUCGAGGAAAAGUUCGGAACUCUCUCCUAUUUAUUCAUCUACGCCAUCCUCGAAUGGCUGGUGAUCGUCUUGCUCUUUUUCGACGGCCUCCUCGCCUUCCUCUGCAACGAAAUCACCCAAUGGUUCGAGCUCAAAACUCCAUGCUUGCUCUGCACCAGGCUUGAUCAUCUCCUUGUGCAGAGGAGCUCCAGUUUCUACUACAAUGAAUCCUUUUGUGAGGAUCACAAGAUGAAUAUCUCCGCCCUCGCCUACUGCCACGUGCACAAGCGCCUUUCUGACAUCCGCAGCAUGUGCCAGGGAUGCCUUCUCUCAUCCGAGAAGGAAUCUGGCUGCGAUAGGCGCAGGCCCCUUGUUGUGGAUGAGGGGAAUGUGCAGCUGAGACAGUUGAGGAAAUAUGAGAAGGAUAUUGUGGCUAAUGAGAGGAUUGCGAUUUUGAGGUGCUCUUGCUGUGGGGACCCUAUAAAGUUGAAGUCCUCAUUGAGAUACAAGUCGUGUUUGUCCGUGGCUGCCCCUUCGUCCCCUCGUGCAGCUUGGUUCUCAGGCGGGAAUGGUGAUGGUGGCAGCGUUGAUGCGUACACAGAGCUUAAAUUGAUAGCAGAUUCAAGAUCAGAGCUCCAUGGAAAUGAAUAUGGUAGAGAGGGCAUAAAUACUAUGUUUGGUGAUGAACCAAAAACUCCACAUUUCGCAGAUAGAAACAGAUUCUUUGGAGUCGCAUUAUCAGAUGGUGCAGCCCCAGCGACUCCUAGGACUCCUAGGACUCCUAGGAGAAUAGAGUUUGCCAUGGAACCGAUCAAAGAGGGCGAGACCGAGGCCGAGCUUUUGGCCCGUCUCAAGAGACAGGUGACUCUCGACCGGAGGUCCAUGAUGGCCCUGUACAUGGAGUUGGACGAGGAGAGAAGUGCCUCCGCUGUGGCAGCCAACAACGCGAUGGCAAUGAUCACACGCCUGCAGGAGGAGAAGGCAGCGGUGCAGAUGGAGGCGUUGCAGUACAAGAGGAUGAUGGAGGGGCAGGCGGAGUACGACCAGGAGGCGAUGCAGAGGAUGAAGGACAUGUUGAUGAAGAGGGAGGAGGAGAUUAAGGUCAUGGUGGGGUACGAGCUCGAGGAGCAAGUGGAGAGGUACAGUGUGGUUGAGGCCGAAGGGAGUGGCGAUCUGUCUGAGGUGCUUCUUGAUGAGGAUCGUCAAGACAUUGUGAACUCGUGUGGCAAAAUGAGCAAUGAUCCGCGUAUGGUGUGUCUUGAUGAGGAUCAUCAAGACGACAUUGUGAACUCGCGCGACGAAGGGAAAGAUGAUGCGCCUGAGGUGGGUCAUCAAGACGACAUUGUGAACUCGCGGGACGAACAUGAGGAUCAUCAUGACGACAUUGUGAACUCGGUGAGCGAAGACAAUGGUGAGGCAAGUCAUGUUGAGAGUCAUCAAGACAUCGUGGAGCCGCAGGGCAAAAGGAGUGAUGUUCCAUGUAAGGUGGAUCGUAUGAACUCGCAAGUCAUGUCACCGCGGGCCGAGGAUGAACGUAAGAUCCAAGACGAGCUAGCUGCAUUGAACUACGAGGGGGAGAUGUGUCGUAUCCUUUGUCAGCUGGCGGAGUUGGAGGAGAAGAUGUACUCCGCGGAUGAUUCCGAGCUGGACGUCCUUGCGAGAGAAGUAAGAUUGGUGAAGGGAAGGCUAAGAGCAGUGGAAGCAGAGAGUAUAUUGUUGAAGAAUGUUGCCAUGAGUGUGCAGAAAAGGGGAGUUUUGAGUGAGAUAGCUCAACAUCUAAGACAACUUAGGCAAUAAACAUGCAUGAUGCGUGUUAGGUUUAUGUAGAUUCUUUCAAGUGAGAUGAAGAAUCACAUGAAGUAGAAAUUGGGUUAGAAAGUUUUAGAGUGUGUGAUGGAUACUAUAAUGUUGUAUGAUUUUGUAUUUCAUCUUUGAACUCAUGAGACAAUGUGAAGUUUGUCUCUUUCUUGGUUUUUCAAUCCAAGGAAUGGUUUGUUGCCUUUUUACAA
This is a messenger RNA of Salvia hispanica, 2195 nucleotides long. Its product is annotated as putative myosin-binding protein 5. The record is from RefSeq and is a predicted model, not a curated record. Gene Ontology annotation, molecular function: myosin binding. Lineage: Eukaryota; Viridiplantae; Streptophyta; Magnoliopsida; Lamiales; Lamiaceae.